CACCUGGAACCCCCUGGGACCCCCUUAAGAAAGUGCCGGGAGUGGAGAAUUGAGGGGAUCGGGAAAUUUGGGAGAUCUGGGGUGCAAAGAUCAUAAAUCCCAGAGCCAUGCCCAGGCCUGGUUUCCCAGCAAAGGGAGGCCUGGGGCUGAGGUGCCCUGGGCUGGCCGGGAAUGGGGGCCCGGGUGUCCUCGGGGUCACGGAAACGGGGGAUCCAGGGGCUGGGAGAGGAGGAUACCUGGGAAAGGGGGUGCAGGGGGUGUUGGUGCAGGAAAAGCGGGUGCAGGGGGAUCCCAGUGCCCAGGAAUGAUGAGGGGGGACGACAGGAUCUGGGAAACAGCAGCAGCUGCUGGGGAGGGACUGGAAUGGACUGGGACAGACUGGGAAAAGAACCCACUGGGAGCAGAACUGAGGCACGAGGGAUCAUACUGGGAUAUACUGGGACCACACUGAGGGCUACUGGGAACAUGCAGGGGACAAUUGAGAUAUAUACUGGGAGGAACUGGGAAUGGUUUGGAUAAUCCUGGGACUGACUGGAAUCAUAUUGGGAGUGAUCAGAUCUGUAGUAGGGGUGAAGAGGAGAAACUGGAAUAAUGCAGGGAACAGCUGGGAUCAUACUGGGAGCAGCUGGCCCAUGCUGGGAUCAUACUGGGACUUACAGGGUCACACUUGGAGUGACUAGCAUACUACUGGGAGUAACUGGGAUCGUACUGGAGGUGACUGGACUUAUACUGGGAGCAAGUGGGACCACAGCAGGGGCAAAUGGCAUCGGGUAAGGUGUGACUGGGCUCAUACUGAAGUGACCUGGGGCCCCACUGGGCUCUUACUGAGAGGGACUGAGAGUGAAAGGAACCAUACAGGGCAUGACUGGGACCACUGGGACUGUGUUGGGGGGCAACUGCGAUCCUACCGGGAGUGAUUCUGAACAUACUGGGAGCGACCGGGAUCAUCCAGGGGGUGACCGGGACCCACCGGUGAGGCGGCGGCGGAGCUGGGAGGCGGCCGCAACGCAGGGCGUGUCUGGAUGGAGGAGGAGGAAAAGCCCUGGAGAUUCCACACGAGGAGGGGCUGCAAACCCAGCCCAGGGAGCUGCAGGGAGGAAAGAGCCCCCCCUGAGCCAGGAAGGCGGCCGGAGAUCCAGCCAGAGCUCAGAGCUGGUGGAGAAGCCUCAUGGCAGGGAGAAGCCCCACAAGUGCUUGGAAUGUGGGAAGGGUUUUAGUCGGAGCUCCAACCUGACCGAGCACCAGGUGAUCCACACUGGGGAACAACCCUAUGAGUGUGAGGAAUGUGGGAAGCAUUUUAGCUGGAGCUCCAGCCUGAGGCGGCACCAGGUGAUCCACACUGGAGAGAGGCCCUUUGAGUGUGAGGAGUGUGGGAAGAGCUUCAGCCAGAGCUCCAUCCUGAUGCAACACCAGAGGAUCCACACUGGGGAAAAGCCCUUUGAGUGUGGGGAAUGUGGGAAGAGCUUCAGGCAGAGGGGCCAACUUAAACAACACCAGAUGAUCCACACUGGAGACCGGCCUUAUGAGUGUGGAGAAUGUGGGAUGAGCUUCAGCCAGAAGGGCUACCUGAUGCAACACCAGAGGAUCCACACUGGAGGGAAGCCCUACGAGUGUGGCGAAUGUGGGAAGAGCUUCAGCCAGAGCUCUGGCCUGAGGAAACAUGAGAGGAUCCACACUGGGGAAAAGCCCUAUGAGUGUGGGGAGUGUGAGAAGAGCUUCAGCAUGAAGUUCCAGCUGACAGAACACCAGAAGAUCCACACUGGGGAAAAGCCCUACAAGUGUGGGGAAUGUCCGAAGAGCUUCAGAGAAAGCUGGGCCCUGAUACGGCACCAGGUGAUCCACACAGGGGAACGGCCCUACACCUGCUUGGAAUGUGGGAAGAGCUAUGGGUGGCACUCGGACCUGAGAAAACACCAGCGCACCCACUCUGGGGAGAGGCCCUACGAGUGUCCUGAGUGUGGGAAGAGGUUUCAGAUCAGCUCCAGUCUCCUUGUACAUCAGCGGAGUCACACAGAGGAGAGGCCCUUCCGCUGCUCCGACUGCGGGAAGGGCUUCAAGCAAAACUGCAAACUCACCAUCCACCGGCGCAUCCACACUGGGGAGAGGCCGUACAAGUGUCCUGAGUGUGGGAUGAGAUUCUCCACGAGCUCAGUCUUGACCAAACACCAACGGAGGCGCCACUAAUGGAAGCCCUGUGAAUACCCCGAGUUCAGGAAGAGCUUCGUGCAUUCCUCCAACUCCAUCCCCCAUGGGAGGAUCCACAUUGGAUGGUCCCCAGUGACCCUCGUUGGGCAGAGCCAUGAUGAUCCAUGGUCCUGGUGUUCUGUGUUUGGAAGACACCUGGCUGGGUGGCUCCACAUCUUCCUGGCUUCCCGUGGGCACAUGGAUGUAUACAGGGGCAGGAACAUCCAUUGGGACGCAGACCAACAGGAAUGGGAAUUCCUUGGAGAGAGCAGAUUUGUUGACUUCCACCUCCACCCCCAUAAAAUCUUUUGCAUUCAAUCCUAUCUUCUGGUGGCAUCAAGGAAUAUUGAAUGGUCUUGGAGGUCUUUUCCAAUUUCAGGGAUGCCAUGAUUUUGAUUUCCUAUUGCCCAAAGGUGUCUUUGGCAGCCAAAUGGUGAAAAAGUGGGGAAAAGACCAAGAUUUUUGAGACAGUGGGGUGGAAACUCCACCAAAAAAAGGUUCUUCCCUCACACCAAGCACAUAGGUCCUCUGCCAGCAUGGACACAGAAAUCCUUUUCUUUUGGCCUUGAUUUUCUUUUCAUUUAUCUUCAUCCCUUUAAAAUAUCUGAUAUUGGGGUAAAAAUAAAGACAUUGAAUUAAGAUA
Agelaius phoeniceus (red-winged blackbird) is the source of this 2827-nucleotide messenger RNA. RefSeq lists its product as uncharacterized. Gene Ontology annotation, molecular function: RNA polymerase II cis-regulatory region sequence-specific DNA binding; DNA-binding transcription factor activity, RNA polymerase II-specific. NCBI's taxonomy places the organism in Eukaryota, Metazoa, Chordata, Aves, Passeriformes, Icteridae. The record is from RefSeq and is a predicted model, not a curated record. Gene Ontology annotation, biological process: regulation of transcription by RNA polymerase II.